Molecule: messenger RNA, 471 nt
Organism: Eptesicus fuscus (big brown bat)
Lineage: Eukaryota; Metazoa; Chordata; Mammalia; Chiroptera; Vespertilionidae
Product: histone H2B type 1-B-like
Exons: 1
Coding region: 52-432 (126 amino acids)
Cellular component (GO): nucleosome
Molecular function (GO): DNA binding; structural constituent of chromatin; protein heterodimerization activity
Source: RefSeq, a predicted model, not a curated record
UCUCUGUUGUGGAAAUUGCGGCCAGCAAUUCUACAGCCUUUUGCAGACGCCAUGCCAGAACCGUCCAAAUCCGCUCCAGCCGCGAAGAAGGGCUCCAAGAAAGCCAUCACUAAGGCGCAGAAGAAGGACGGCAAGAAGCGCAAGCGCAGCCGCAAGGAGAGCUACUCCAUCUACGUGUACAAGGUGCUCAAGCAAGUGCACCCCGACACCGGCAUCUCGUCCAAGGCCAUGGGCAUCAUGAACUCCUUCGUCAACGACAUCUUCGAGCGCAUCGCGGGCGAGGCGUCGCGCCUGGCGCAUUACAACAAGCGCUCGACCAUCACGUCCCGCGAGAUCCAGACGGCCGUGCGCCUGCUGCUGCCCGGCGAGCUGGCCAAGCACGCCGUGUCCGAGGGCACCAAGGCCGUCACCAAGUACACCAGCUCCAAGUGAGGCGCGAGCAAGCGGCCCCUCUCGAACCCAAAGGCUCUU